AUGUGGACCGAUGCCGUCGUCAUUUCAGACGACGAUAGCCCGCCUCCGGCACAGGUGCAGCCACGGUCGCUCCUGGACAUCAUACCGAAUCGCGCGCAGCUUGAAAAAGAGCGACUUGCGCGCGUCGAGCAGCGCAACGCAACGUACCAUGGCCCGAGCGCGUCCAAUGCGCACCAGACGCCGAGCGAUACCAAGAAGCGCGCGCGGUCCGCUUCGCCACCCAUGCGCAGUGUGCGUGCAUUUGUGGAAGAUGCACGCUACACGCCGAUCCAGGGGAGCGAUCGAUUCUGGCACGGGGCCAUCAAGGCGACGUACAAUCGGUAUGCGCACUCUUCGCAGCCCGGCACGCGACUAUCGCAGCUGCUGCUUCCCAGCACAGCGUCGAGGCCCAGCGAGCUGGAGCGCGUGCUGCUGACCUCUUACGAUGUAGAGAUCGACUGGCUUCUUGACAUUUUUCCGCGCACGGUCCCUGUCACCUACAUUGGCAACCCACCGCGCGGCGCUUCUGCCAACGACUCCAGCACUCUUAGCCCUGGCUUUUACGGCGCGGAUCGCGCACCGAACUGGGAGAUGGGCAUCCCGGUGAAGCCGCAUGCUCGUGCGCUUCAACACAGCAAGCUGCUGCUGCUCUUUUACAAGUCGUACCUCCGCGUCGUCAUUUCUACCGGCAACCUCACACAGCUCGACUGGUCGCGCUACGAGAAUGUAUUUUAUAUUCAAGACUUUCCCACGCCCGACCACGCACCCAGCCUUGCGCCCCCCGGUCCCAAAGCGUCGGGCGGUGCAUUCCGUACCGAGCUGGAGCACGUCCUGGCGUCGCUCAGCGUGCCAGCACAUCAUCCAGCGCGCCGCACACUUGCGCACUACUCAUUUGCCUGUGCCGCGGCGCAUAUUGUAGCUACCCAGCCGCUCUCGCCAGUGCUGCAGGGAUGGGAUGAUAUGGAACGCGUGGGCCUAGCGCGACUAUCGCAUGUCGUGCGCAUGCUUAUGCCGCCAUUGGAUACAGCCACGCUGGAAGCACAAGGGUCGUCGCUCGGCAUCUACGACCGCCGCUGGCUCGAGCAGUUUUACAUGGUCGCAUCUGGGAUAAAUCCCAAGCAUGUGCUGCCGCUGGACAAGAGCAGCGGCCCCUCGCCUGCAUUUGUGCAGCGCUUCGGCGAUCGGCCAUGGCCGCCCAUGCAGAUUUUAUUCCCUACGCAGUCCUAUGUACAGCACACUUCCGUCGAGGGCGCCAGUGGUGGGGGGUGCUUUUUUGCGAAGCCACACGAGUACGUGAAGCGUGCAUGGCGUCCCAUCUUUGCCCAGCCAGUCUCGCAGCGCGGCGAUAUACUCAUGCAUGCCAAGUGUAUCCUUGCCAUCUCGGAAAACAACGACGGUUGGGUUUACGUAGGCAGUGCCAACUUUACACGCGCGGCGUGGGGCACGAUUGCAGGCACGCGGGCGAAACCGACGCUCUCUGCAAACAACUGGGAGCUCGGCGUGGUUUUGCCACUCUGUGAUUCAGGUAUCAAAGGCACACCAAUGGACGCUGUGCCGUACCGUAGGCCAGUGCAGCCGUACACCGCGGCCGACAAGCCAUGGGACGUACAGACGCUGAGCAGUAGUGUGGAGUAG
Molecule: messenger RNA, 1614 nt
Organism: Malassezia vespertilionis
Lineage: Eukaryota; Fungi; Basidiomycota; Malasseziomycetes; Malasseziales; Malasseziaceae
Exons: 1
Coding region: 1-1614 (537 amino acids)
Biological process (GO): double-strand break repair; single strand break repair
Cellular component (GO): nucleus
Molecular function (GO): double-stranded DNA binding; 3'-tyrosyl-DNA phosphodiesterase activity; single-stranded DNA binding
Source: RefSeq, a predicted model, not a curated record